AGGGCGCGCAUGGGUCUUGGUGCGAGCUUCGGCACCUGAAGGUGCACGCGCACGGGGAGUCGGGUGUGUGGGUGCGCGUGUGCGAGGACGAGCCUGGGCUCGAACCAGCCAGAGAAAGCUGAAGGGACAGGAACCGGGGUGGCGGCUAAAGGGGGAGCAAGUGGGUUCGACAAUACUGCCACUAUGUAUUACUCGGAUACAGGUGAAUACUACUCGAUGCCAUAAGUGGACGUAUGCGAGCAAAGAAGAGGCCUCCUAGUUUUGAAGGAUCGAUGGAUAACAAUCCUCCACUGAGAUCAUCUGGAAGACAGGUCAAGAAGAAAACUUUUGAAACUGAGGAAGAGGAAGAGGGUUCUGAAAAAAAAUAUAGGAAGUGUGAAAAAGCUGGCUGCAGUGCAACAUAUCCUGUUUGUUUUGCAAGUGCUUCAGAGAGAUGUGCUAAAAAUGGUUAUACAUCACGCUGGUAUCAUUUAUCUUGUGGGGAACAUUUUUGCAAUGAAUGCUUUGAUCAUUGUUACAGAAGCCACAAAGAUGGAUAUGAGAAGUAUGCAACUUGGAAAAGAAUUUGGACCAGUAAUGGCAAAAGUGAACCUAGUCUGAAAGCAUUUAUGGCUGAUCAGCUGGUUCCUUACUGGGUACAGUGUACUAAGUCAGAUUGUGCAAAAUGGCGUCAGCUAACAAGGGAUGUCCAGAUGACGACAACAUCUGCAAAAACAUACCGUUGCGGCCUGAAAACCCAUACUACUGUUAAGAGUGAAAAUUCAGAUCCUUGCUCUUUGUCUGAAGACAUGCGAGUGAGUGAAGUUGGAGAUGGUAAGUGGUAUUCCAUGCUCAUUGUACCUCCACUGCUGAAGGACAGCCCAGCAGCUCCCUUUCUUGGUGCUUACUAUCCAGACUGUGUGGGUAUGAGUCCAUCCUGCAGCAACACAAAUCGUUUCCACAAUGAGUUCUCCAGUAUGAAGAUGAUUUCAUCAGAGCACAGUAAAAAAAAUGUGCAGUCACCAGUUGCAGGAAUGAGUCCUUACUUCCAACCUUUCUAUCAACCCAAUGAAUGUGGAAAAGCCCUUUGUGUGAGACCAGAUGUGAUGGAACUGGAUGAGUUGUAUGAGUUUCCUGAAUAUUCCCGGGAUCCUACAAUGUACUUAGCAUUGAGAAAUCUAAUUUUGGCUCUUUGGCAUAUUAAUUGCAAAGAGGUUCUUACUCCACAAAAGUGUGCAAACCAUAUAGUUGUUCGAGGGCUUGUUCGUAUUCGUUGUGUCCUGGAAGUGGAGAAGAUUUUAUAUUUUGUGACAAGAAAGGGCUUGGUCAACACUGGGAUCUUGGCUGUUAACUUAGAUCAUCCCCUUCUGCCCAGUUAUUAUCACAAGAAAAAUGUUAUUGUAAUUGGCGCUGGUGCAGCAGGCUUAGCAGCUGCACGACAACUGCAAAAUUUUGGAAUUAAGGUAAUGGUGCUGGAAGCCAGAGAUCGGAUUGGUGGACGUAUUUGGGAUGACCACUGUCUCGGUGUGACUGUAGGAAAAGGAGCACAGAUUGUUAAUGGCUGCAUAAACAACCCUAUAGCACUAAUGUGUGAGCAACUUGGAAGUAAGAUGCACAAAUUGGGGGAUAGGUGUGAUCUAAUUGAAGAAGGUGGAAGGGUGGUUGAUCCCACCAUAGACAAAUGCAUUGACUUCCAUUUCAAUGCAAUGCUGGAUGUUGUAGCAGAAUGGAGAAAAGACAAGAAACAAUUUCAAGAUGUGCCUCUUGGAGAAAAGAUUGAGGAGAUCUACCAAACUUUUAUUCAAGAAUCUGGAGUCCAGUUCAGUGAACUAGAAGCCAAAGUGCUGCAGUUUCAUCUUGGCAACCUUGAAUAUGCGUGUGGUAGCAACCUACAGCAGGUGUCUGCACGUUCCUGGGAUCACAAUGAGUUUUUUGCCCAGUUUGCAGGUGAUCAUACUCUCUUCACAUCAGGUUACUCUGCCAUCAUCAAUAAACUUGGCGAUGGUCUGGACAUUCGACUUAAUACUCCAGUGCAGACCAUUAAUUACUCAGGAGAUGACAUUCGCAUUGGGACAGCUAAUGGAAUGUUAUGGACAACUCAGAAGGUCUUGAUUACUGUUCCUCUAGCCCUUCUUCAGAAAAACACUAUUCAGUUUUAUCCAGCUCUAUCUGAACGGAAACUCAAGGCCAUCAACAGUCUAGGUCAAGGGGUAAUUGAAAAGAUUGCCCUACAGUUUCCAUACAAAUUUUGGCAGAAAAAAAUUCAAGGAGCGGACUUCUUUGGCCAUAUUCCUCCCAGUCCUAACAAACGAGGACUUUUUGGAGUAUUUUAUGAUAUGGAUCCACAAGGUGAGCAUUGUGUUCUGAUGUCUGUGAUCAGUGGAGAUGCAGUGGCCGUCGUUCGGGAUAUGCAAGAGCAGCAAGUGGCUGAAUUAUGUAUGAGCGUCCUCAGAGAACUGUUUAAAGAAGAGGAAGUUCCAGAUCCAGUCAGAUAUUUUGUUACACACUGGAGCAAGGACCCAUGGGCACAGAUGGCUUACAGCUUUAUAAAGGCAGGGGGAAGUGGUGAGGCCUAUGAUAUAAUCGCUGAAGAUAUACAAGGAAAAGUGUUUUUUGCUGGGGAGGCAACUAAUCGACACUUUCCACAAACGGUUACUGGGGCCUACCUGAGUGGAGUCAGAGAAGCGAGUAAAAUUGCUACAUUGUAAAAGAUGACUGUGAUUUAUAACUUAAGGCAAAAAGAAAAUGUACAUAGAGUCUACAUUUUUAAACAAAUUAUUGCUAAUUACUAUACAGGUCAAGUUUUAAAGAUCACUGAGAAAUUCUUGGCAAAACUGGUGUUUGAAUGUGCAAAAUGAAUAUCACUUUCAAACUGUCAGCAAAUAAGUGGCAAAGCUUCACAUGAAGACAUGGAAAACUAUACCAAUGCAAUACUCCAGUUCCAUUUAUAAAUGGUGUGGGCAAAGCUGCCUUCACACUAAUUUAUUUAAUAAAGUUACUGAGCAAAGCUCACAAUAUUAACAAAAGGUCACACUUGAGCGUCACCAGCUACUUCACAGGAUUUGAACUAUGCAUUUUAUUUUUUGUACAAUUAGCAUCUUUGAUUCUAACAUGUUAAAAUAGCUGCCACAGAAGCUGACCAGGGAGAGUUAGUUAAGGAAGCAUUCAAUGUUUGCAUUGUCUGAAUUCCAGCAGUUAAGAUUUGUGACCUGUUAAAAAUGCAGAAUACUAUUUUAAGAUAAAAUGUAAACUAAAGCUGGUUUCUCCCAUGACUUGGACAUACCAGUGUUGGACUGGGGUGUGCAGAGUUUUUUUUAAAAAAUCACAACACCAGAUUAUAGUCCAGCAGGUUUAUUUGGGCAUGCUACUCCAUCAGGACACCCACCUGAUAAAGGAGCAACACUCCAAAAGCUAGUGCUUCCAAAUAAACCUAUUGGACUAUAACCUGGAAUUGUGAUUUUUAAACUUGGUUUUUCCAGUAAGGCUUUUAAUUCUUAAAGCACCAACUUACCCAGCUGGGAUAAAUCCUCUUGCUUUGGAAAUGCUGAGUAGCAGUGUAAUGCAUCACAGACUCUGGACCAAGUCACAAUAUCAGAAUGAGGUAAAAUAUCUAGUUUCCCUCCCUAUUUGAAAAGCUCAAAUUGAGACAGAACUGUUUGGAAUGAUAGAUGAAUAGUUUCUUUCAUUAAAUAAAACUUGUGAUUGUGCAGUAAGUCUGACACUGCCGUUUCUCCUCAGUUAAUCUGGGCUAAUUAUUUUUGUAAAGUGUAUAGAAUGACAAAUGCAAGGAUAAUAAUCCUGCUUGAACAAGGUUAAAGUUCCUGUAUCUUUGAUUUUAUAUGGUAAAAUACAGGAUUUCUAGACCUGUAACUUAAAUCCUGUAUAUAAUUUGAUGUAAAUAUUUAGUUAAUGUUCAGAUCACCUGUCUGUGCAACCAAAUGAGUAAUGGUGUAGAGUCAAAUGCUGUUGAACAUGAGUUAUGCAAGAUCAAUAGGGUAGUUUUAUUUACAAAGCAGUGGACUAAAUUAGUCUCAAUAUAGUGACAAACAUCAUUUAAAACUCCAUCACUAAAAAAACUCAGGUAUUUUAACAGCUGUCCUCAUUCCACUGGUCAAUUACACUAGACUGAAACAAUACUAAGUCACCAAUGUAACUGCCUCAGCCUACUUGCUAUUUAACUUGUUGCAAAAUUCAAGCCAGUUGCAUCAGUACCAAAAAAAGUUAUGUUUACUAUCUGGCAUUGAGUUUUUCAGGACCACUUUAAAGCUGGGAUUAGUAAUACUCAAGUAAUUCCCAAUCUCCUGGGAAUACCAAUGAAUGAUACUUACAUUCAAUGUUGUACUGUUAUUUCUGCAUCUAGGUUUGAAUGUCAUUGUAUAUCAUUAUGUAGCAGAAUAACAAACAGUGUCCUUUUGGUAGAUGAAAGGUACAUUUGGUCUCAGUUUCAAUACUAAAAUUUGAUUUGUUGAGAUUGUUUAAUUCAAUGAUUGAUUAGUCAAUUGUGCUUAAAACCCAGAGUAGACUGAACAAAAAUACCAUCAGGAGGAGUAUUCUUGUACUGUGAUAACAUUUAAAUCAUUAAUACAACUUAAUUUAUGUUUUGAGUAUUUGUUUAUCAUUUUAAAUGCCCUUGCAGUAAGAUGGAAGUUCUACUUUUUCCAUUAGAAAGAUUACUUUCUGUAAAGCAUUAAUAAUUUUGAUCAUUCAGUUGUUAAUCAAAAAGGUGCUCAAGUAAAAUUAAAACAUGA
This is a messenger RNA of Hemiscyllium ocellatum (epaulette shark), 4727 nucleotides long. Its product is annotated as lysine-specific histone demethylase 2. Bases 234 to 2687 code for a protein of 817 amino acids. The record is from RefSeq and is a predicted model, not a curated record. Lineage: Eukaryota; Metazoa; Chordata; Chondrichthyes; Orectolobiformes; Hemiscylliidae. The transcript has 21 exons. Gene Ontology annotation, molecular function: oxidoreductase activity; zinc ion binding; protein binding.